Messenger RNA from Camponotus floridanus (Florida carpenter ant), 7491 nucleotides. Its product is annotated as probable serine/threonine-protein kinase DDB_G0282963. Gene Ontology annotation, molecular function: protein binding. Gene Ontology annotation, cellular component: intracellular membrane-bounded organelle. The coding region runs from base 244 to 7215 and encodes 2323 amino acids. Gene Ontology annotation, biological process: autophagy. Lineage: Eukaryota; Metazoa; Arthropoda; Insecta; Hymenoptera; Formicidae. The transcript has 19 exons. The record is from RefSeq and is a predicted model, not a curated record.
UGGCGAUGCGCGACGAAUUUAAUCGGUCGCGAAAACAGAGCUCCCAACUUUCGCAGAUUUCAGUGUUUCCUGUAUUAGCUCGAUGAAGCUAAUGGAGGACGAGAUGAUGUUUCGAUAAAAUACGCGAUCAGACGAUCGGAAGUACAUCGUUGUAUACGCGAAGUGAAGUGCAUUUUUCCCCCAUGUCCGUUGUUCCAACAGAACGAUAACUUUCGCAGGACUUGCAAGCACAAUCUUAUAUAAAUGGGAAAAGUUAAGAAGAGACCAGAAUUGCUACAUUGUGGCAAAUCGCGCAAUAUAUUGCGCAAUUUAAUGCUGAGAGAUUUUGGAUUACGCACAACGCAUAAAACUAGUACGCGUGAAUUGGAGCCAAUAGCUGAAGCGAACCUAGUACUAAGAGAUCAUAAAGAAUUGAAAUGUAAUUUACCUGGUGUUCCUAGAUCUUCAUUUUUGAUGGUUUUCAGUGCUGAUGGGACUAUGAUGGCAUCUACACAUGGGAAUCAUAAUGUUUAUAUCACGGAAAUUUCAACGGGAAAGAACAUUAAAAUUUUAUCUGGACAUCCACGUACUCCAUGGUGCAUAGCUUUCCAUCCAUCUUCGAGUCAGAUCUUAGCAUCUGGCUGUUUAGGAGGUCAGGUUCGUGUGUGGGAUUUAAAUGGUGGUAGUGAAAUUUGGAAUGCUGAUAGUCAUACUGUUAUUGCUUCGCUUGCAUUCCAUCCAUUUGAAAGAUUAUUAGUUAUAGCAACAUACAAUGAAAUUCAUUUCUGGGACUGGAGUAAGUCUCAACCUUUUGCUGUAGCUGCUACAAAGACUGAGAAGGAAAAAGUGAGAUAUGUAGCUUUUGACAAUUUAGGAAGAAAACUAAUCACAGGAAUUGCAAAUACAUCACAAGUUCAACCACAAUGGGAUCGGGCUCCUAUGGGACAAUUACUUAGAACUAGUUUAAUGAAUUUUAGAUAUCCACGAGAAGGCUUCCCGGAUGUUGAACUUUCACCUUGGCAUUUGUGGAAUCAUGGCUCCGUAUACGGAAGAGGAUCGACAGAUAAUCACAUGCCAGAUAGAACUUCCCGAAAUCUUUUCAGUGCGUAUCUGUUUAUGCGCAGAGGUCUCGAAAUGUCCAACUUCUCACGAUUCGCCAAUCACCAACAAUUCAGGAAUGGUACACGGCAGGAAGAGGCGCGGUUUCAACGACGACGUAAUCUAUCUGAAGGUACAAUGUCUAUGCUACGAUGGUCCUCAUACCAUCAUAGAUACAACGACAGACAUCAUGAACUAGUACGACAACUUAGAACCGCUAUGUCGUUUCGUAACAAUGCUCAAUCUUCAAGUACUCCAUCCGGUACUGUAACAAUUGAAAUUCGUCGUAAUAGUUUUCUGCCUUACGAUGUAGAACUGAAUCAAACUAACGAAGCUACAUCUUCACCGAAUAUCACGAGAAAUCCUCUUCGCCCGCCCGGCAACCCGGUGAAUGUGGACAAUAUCGAAAACAGAUCAGCAAACGACAGCAACGACGAUUUUCCGAGCAGUUCAAUGAGGAAUCGUGAUCGAGAACCUAACACAACAAACGCUUACUUUGGGGACACAUACGAGCAAUUGAACAACGUGUUGAACAACGGAGAAAGAUUGCGCGGAAGGAAUGUUCGAGAUCCGGAAAGGAGGAUCAAUUUAUGCUAUAGAAGUCUCGUCGAUCAAUAUGUGAGACUCGUAAGACGUUACUUUGACAUUUCCAGAAAUAGAGAUACGAUCGAUCGUGGCACAGAUCCUAUGGAUAUGCCAGAAACAUCCUCUAAUUUGGAAGAGUCUAAUAAUAAUAGAAGAAACGAAUCAUCGGCAGCAACUGAAUCAUCUAUACGAAGAUUAAGAAAUGAAUUGAAUUCCAGCGCCCAAGCAAAUAAUACGAAUCUGGAAAGACAUCUACAACGAUACCAGCGACUGAUGGAAUGUUGUGAGCAGGAGGAUAUCGGAACUAUCCUUCGUAAUUCGAGAGAGGCUUUGAAUGCCGCUGCCGAAAAUAAUAGUUCAUGCCUGGUGCGAUUACAGAAACUGCGAGAGAGAUUACAACGACAGACAACAACUUUAUUCGAAUAUUCCAACAACCGUUAUCGCCUUCGAUUACUUCGCAAUGCUAUCAUUGACGAGAUCGAAGCGCUUAACAAUAUGGAAGCGCAAUUUACUAACACAAGUUCUAGGAUCGAACGAUUGCGAGACGAAUUCGCGAUGUAUGAUUUUCUGCCGCGAAAUCAGCGCGGCACGACCGAUUCUUCGCAGGUGAAUUUAAACGAUGUCGAAUUGAGAAUACCUACACCAAACGACGGACAAUUGCCCAGCACCAGUUCUGCAUCGAUGCCCUCGAGAAUACACGAAUCUAUUGUAUACCCUAGCACAAGUCAUGUCAGAGAAAAUGAAGAAAUCGACAUAAUAUGGCCCGACAGAGCGAAUGGUAGCGAAAGCACUUCAUCAAGAAAUACAGGGAGGGCUAUGAGAAGACGAUUCGAUGCCACAAAUACAGAGGAUGAACCGCCGAGACGACGAAAGCGUAAAUUGGAACUAAUAACGUUACCAGAAUAUCUUGGAGAUAGCUCAUCUUCGAGCGACGAAGGCUAUACGCAAGCAUCGACAUCCCAUAACAGUGCGUCUAAUUUUACAGUUUCAAGUCAUUCAGCGUUUCAGCCAAAUGUGCCCAAAUCUAUCACGCAACGAGCAAGCUCGCAAAAUCGAGAAGCGCCAGCUAAUUCUUCUAGACUAAAUGAAAUUAAUGAAAUUAACAGUCUUCUGGGCAGUUUAAAUAAUGAAUCAAACGAAAAUAAUAUCCAGAAUAAUAGAACAUCAAUUACACAAAAUUCGCAAGAAACGCCGAGGUCUCAAGAAUUCAGUAGUAGAAAUUCAUUUAGAAGAGUGUUGGAUAGUAUCCAACGAAAUUUACAUGCGGAUCGAGUAGAAAACAACAAUACUGGACAACAAGUAUCUUUGGAUGAUUCAGAAAAUGGAUAUUGGCUCCUUGAAGAGAACAGUAAUUCAGAUUCAAAUUUGGAUGAUACGAAUUCCAAUAGUAACUCAAACUCUCGUCGAUGGACCAGCCGAUGGAUACAGUUGGAUAAUUCAAGUAGAAACUCAGAAUACACCAACGAUUUACCAAACGAGCGAACUCAAUCAAGAUCUCUAUCAGGAAAUGGGGAUCAAAGUUUCAACGAUAGACAAAGAGAUCAAAGAAAUCACUUGUUAUCGCCUGUAUCGGCAAAUCCUAUUCGCUAUGAACAACCACCGUUGUUCCCGUUUAGAAGUUUACGAGAAAACCAAUCCCAAAGAAUAGCACAAAAUCAAAUAUCUUCCGGCAGCGGUUCUAACAGUGUUCACUCGCAAAUGUCUAAUUUAGGCAUAGCAGAUACAAUAGAAUUAACAGGAAGCGUUAACGAUAUUGUUGCAGCGGAAAUAGCUGAUCCAACUGAUCGCGAAAGUGUUCGAUCAACGGUAAUGGAUAGGCAACAACCAGGAAAUCAAGAAAACCAGGAAAACCAGGAUCAACAAAGUAUAGAGGACGCACUUCUUGAAAUACUCGAUUCUACUGACGAUAAUAUAAUAGACCCGAGAGAAAGUUCACUAGGAGUUCGGCAAGGGAUUCAAUUGCUUAGUCGUCAUAUUGACAACAUGCAUCGUUUAUGCCGAGCACGCGUAGAAAUAGUUCAGUUAUGUCAAGUACGUAAAAUGUGGGAAGAUUUGCAACGACAAAUACGAUCGUUACACGUGACAGUACGUAUAGAAAGGCAGAACAGUGAUCAAACGGAGGCGCAAAGAGAAAAUCCUGGUCCAUCAACAUCUACUGCGGGUUCAUCGAAUGAAUCGGCGAAGAAUUUUAAGAAAGCUCUUUUAGAGAAUUAUCAGAGAGAGAACAGCGAGAAUGAUCGGGAUGCGAGAUCGUACAUAGAUCAAAAUCAACCAUCAACUUCGAGGGGAAUAACCGAUAUCGAUGGAAAUUGCGAAAAUGGCUCUACGUCAUCUAAUAAUUGUAACAUCGAGGAGAGCACGAAUAUAAGUCUCUCGAAUUUAUUGCCAAGUGAUAUCGAAUUACGACAGAUGCAGCGUCUCAAAUUGGACGAGCUGCUGGACGGGAUCUUCAGACAACAAUCACACAAUCAAAAUUGUCCCGUUACCGAUGUUGCAUCGCGAGCGAAAAAUGACGAUCAUACAUAUGCCAAUUUAACAUCCAACAGCGACGUGCAAUUACCGAGUAUAUCCAGUGUUGUAUCGAAUAUCGGAGCUAACUCGAAUUUACCGGCCGUUACUGCGAUAACGACAACAAUAGAACCAUUACCCAGUAUUUCAAGUUUUGUCAAUAGUAUCGAUCGUGCCAACUCCAGCAGGUCAACCCAAGUAUCAGACACGAAUGUUAAUUACACUACAAUGGACGACGCAAUUACUAAUAACAAUAAUAAUAAUAAUAACGAUGAUAAUAUAAAUGCCAAUUCCCUUAUGCAAGGUUCGACGAAUCAAAGUGAAGCGACCCAGUGGCGAACUUUUGUAUCAUCGGAACUCGAUUCAUCUGCUAAUAACUGUAAUAGACGAGAGAGAUAUGUCAGACGAUUAAAACUAUUAUCUUUGUGUCAUCGCCGUAGAAGACCAAAUCUUAGAGUUCAAUCCAAUAAUCCGUUUCGUCAUUGCAAGCAUGUUAGAAGACCAUGGAAUUUACGCAGAAAUACAUCCCAGAAUAAUAACAAUAACAACGACGGUUUAGAUGCGGAUAUAGAUAGAAUGCAAAGCUCGAACACGUCUGAAUAUUUACAAAAGAUGAUCUUACGACUAGAAACAUUGGUCCGACAGCAGAGAGAUUUAGCUUGCAACAGCAACACUAAUAGAGGCUCAGACGGUGAUAAUCGUCAAUCAGAAUCUGGCAGAGAUAAUGACAAUCGAGAAAUGGAAGAGAUUCGUGAAGCUACAAGAUUGAGAGCUAGACAAGUUCUUGGCUUGAUGGUGAGAUCUCUGAUUCAAUUCUUCGAAGUGACAAGAUCAGGAAAUGGUUCUCAAAAUAAUGUUCUCCUUGAACAAAUGUAUAAAUUGUAUGUGCUGUUACAUCUGGCGCUAGAAUUAACAGAUUUAUUGCUAGCACAAUUAGUGAUAACAAGACGUGAACUGGAAUCUAGUCAAUAUAGAUCUUUCACUACCGAUUUAUCGGUAGAUAACCAGAACGAGAGAACACGUAAUAACAGCGUCGACAGUAGUCUACAGACGGAAAAUAAUCGCGGGAACGAUAACACAUUGAGACAAAACGCGGAUAGAGAAUGGAUUUCUAGCAUCCGUAAUAUGCCAAGCACAUCUAGAGUGGAAUCCGUAGAGGAUCUUUUCUCGAUAAACAGAAAUAGACGUUUCUCUCAUAUGGCGCAACAAUUGAAGCAACUGUUUCGUCAGAGAAUAGAAAGCAGUAAUAAUAAUUCAUCCGAGAAUCAAAGUGAUCCAGUAAUAGCUGCACCUAGUAGCAAUGGCGAUGAUACCAAUUAUGACGAUAACGCUCAAAGCGAAGAUAAUCGGCAUUCGAUCUCCGAGCAUGCUCUGUCAGCAGAGGUGCAAAGUAUUGUGGAAAGAAUCCAGAGUAGCAGUUCAAUCGACAAUGACGAGGUCAGAAUUGAAAAUCGAACGAUCGAUACUGCACAUACUUCGCGCGAAUCACGAAACUUGAACGACAGCUAUCGACGGAAUUACAGAAAUGCUACGGUAUCCGAACCGGCGAUGAGAAGACGCGUCGAUGAAUCAAGAAACUCCCAAGAAAGGAAUACUAGUCUUACCAAUGAAAGUUGGAGAAGCUACGUUUCCUCAUCGGGAGAUGAACAAAACAGCAUCAGAUCGCCGCAACAGAGACCUCGAUGGUCCCGUCAAUAUGUGCGAGAUGCGAAUUCGUCAUUCGAGCGUUCUUUGCACAGAUACGAUAAUUCCAAUGCGAAUUUUCUGAUCGCGUCUGACAAUCGCUUAUUUCUUCAUGGUAGAGAGGGCGCAUCUCUUCGACGAGAAUUCAACGUACCCGAAUUGCAAGUGAACAGCGUGCCCGUGAAUGAUUUUGACAAUUUGUUGCCCAAUAAUCCUCGAAGAAGACAUAACACACCGCCGACCUUGUCGCAUAUACUUCCUCCAUACCUAAUCAAUAAUUGUCAUCACAACAAUACCGACAAUAGAAACAACGAUCGGACAAACGAAUCAACGGUACAAUCUGGACCAGGCUGGGCUGGACUGUCGAACAAUAGCAGAAAUAGAGUAUUGGCGUUUUGGCGCAAUCGAUUUGGACCUCUUUUUAUACCUCGUUAUUCCGAACUCGCGGCUAAUGGAGAAUCACGGGUUGGAGGAAAUGCUAAUGUCAAUCCUGGUGAUAACAAUAAUAGUGGUAGGAAUGGCGAAAAUGGAGCUAAUGGAGAAGGAGGAGGAGGAGGAGAAGCAGAGGGAGGACAAGAUCCUGGAAAUGAUAACGAAUAUCUGGACAUUGAACAUGUACCAUUCAAUCCAACCCAGUUGGAAGCACCCAGUAGUUAUCGAGUACAAGCCUGGGAUUUUUCUAAUGGUGAUAUACCUGAUAUUACAGACCCUGACAAAAACGUUGUGGUGCGUGAAUGUAAAAUUCAGAAUGAUGCCUUUAUCGAUAUAUCUGCAGAUGGGAAGUUGUUAGUAUCUCUUUUGCAAUCGGGUAAUCGUAAUGUGACUACCAUGUUAGGUAUUUAUAGUCUGCAGUGGGAAACACUUGGAGAAAGGAUUUAUUCGACGAAAAUUAAUCACCAGGUAGUAUCUGUCUCGAUAUCACCAACGCAACAGCAUGUCUUAGUAGGGUUGGGAAGAUAUUAUAGCUCCAGGCCGUUUCCGAUGGCUCUAAUCUAUAAGUUAAAGGAGAAACAGCCUGACGAUGAGAAGGAUGUCUCAUCGACUGAUUCGGUAGAAUCUGCAUACGAUUCUUCUGACGAGAUUCUUGACGAUAACAUUUCUACAAAUGGUAUCCCGAGACGAAACAACAAUAACGUUACAGCCAGCGGUUACAGGCCGCACAUUCAAGACUGGCGAAUACGAAUGAGAACCGAACUGGACAUUAAACGUGGUAGAAAAAGUAUGGUAGUUAUUCGAGAAUUAUUAUCAAGCAACCGGGAAACUGUGGGCCAAAUCAGUCUAAAUUGUAUUAGGUGGGCGCCGCAGCCGGGUCAAGGGAUGAUUUAUGCUACAAGUACCGGACAGUUAAAUAUUCUACAGUGAUUCCGUGUGCAUUCAUAGUAAACAGAGACGAAAGUAAACGUCCUCUUCGUAUUAUAACAAUGCUUACCAUAAAUGUGUCAUAUGCGUAAGACAUAAUAUAGUAUCGCGGUUCACACUAAACUUCUUUUUGGUAGAUCGUAAGAAAGAAUAUAGAUAUAACGCGUGACGAACGAUAAUAACGUUUUUACCAUCAAUCGGAUUAUCGAAUUUGACAGAUUGAUGAUGGUAGAAUGAUUAUAAAUAUCAGACUACAAAUGACCUAUAAUGUUUAUAUUU